Rhipicephalus sanguineus (brown dog tick) is the source of this 5176-nucleotide messenger RNA. RefSeq names its product zinc finger protein 572. The record is from RefSeq and is a predicted model, not a curated record. Bases 223 to 939 code for a protein of 238 amino acids. Gene Ontology annotation, biological process: regulation of transcription by RNA polymerase II. The transcript is spliced from 4 exons. Gene Ontology annotation, molecular function: DNA-binding transcription factor activity, RNA polymerase II-specific; RNA polymerase II cis-regulatory region sequence-specific DNA binding. Lineage: Eukaryota; Metazoa; Arthropoda; Arachnida; Ixodida; Ixodidae.
ACCGGCUACGGCUCUGUCUAUGACCCGGUGCUGCAGCCAGCUACUGACAGCGGCUCGAACGAGCAUCGGGACGGUGGGUCCAAGGCGGGUCGCUUGCAGUGCCAGUACUGCUCGAAGCGGUUCGCUUUCCGCAGCCAAUUGGUGCCGCACCAGCGAAUUCACACGGGCGAAAAGCCUUUCAAGUGUCCCUACUGCGGAAAGUGCUUUGCCUGGAAGCACAGCAUGGGGCUGCACAUGCGGAUUCACACGGAGUCAAUGCGCUUGCCCAUGCGAGGAAUGGCCAUGCGUGCCUCCCUCGCACAGCCCUGGAGGUUCCCACCAGCGUUUUCUCAGGUGGUGACGCAGGCACAACAAGCCAACAUCUUGCAGCCCCACGUUGUUGAUGAACAGCCAUCUGGGACAUUGCGGCAAGAAGGCCAGAUGCUGCGCGGGCUGCUGGCGUCCGAAACAUCGUACCCUGAUCAGCAGCAGGCUCAAGGAGGAGCGGGCAGUCAGGAUGAGUUGACACCGACAUCAGAGUCCGAGCUGCCACAGCAACCCCUGCCAGCGGAGCCACAGCGGUCAGACGAGCUCCCGAAUGACCGGGCUGGGGGCAAGCCUCCGGUCGGGUGGUACCGGGUGCCCGGUGACGGUCGGCCCAUGUACGAGUGCCAUUUCUGCCAGCGCAAGUUCGGCUGGAAGAGCAACCUGAUGGACCACCUGCGCACGCAUACGGGAGAGAAGCCGUUCAAGUGCAGCAUGUGCCCCAUGGCGUUUGCACUCAGCUCCACCAUGGUCAAGCACCUGCGCACCCACACGGGAGAGAAACCAUUCAAGUGCUCGUUGUGCCCCAAGCGCUUCGCCCGACAGGACCACCGGGCACUGCACAUGAAGACGCAUAGGGCAGAGACCGGUGGCCAAGCGGGGACCAGCUCUUCAAGCAAGCCGGACAGUGACUAGGAAAGACAGUUUGGCCAGGUGAACUGUUAAUUUAAGUGUGGCGUUAUAUGUGACUGCCCCAUUUGUGUAUUCGCCUUCCGCAACUUCGGCGCUGCUCAUCAGAGGAGUCGUUUCUAUUGGAAACGAUCUGUGCAUGUCGUUUCAAGAUCAAGUUACCAGUGAAACUAGGAAGAGAGAAGCACUGGUGAAAGAGUCUGCGUCAAAACGCACGUUAGAGAAGCAGAACUUUUGAUAUUUUGCUGCGGAAAGCAGUGUAAGAGAGACGGUCUGUGCUUACCUGAGCUGUAAUAUAUUCUCGUGUCACGCAACGUCCUUUCCACAAUAUUAAAAGGUGGAAAAGCAGUGUGAAUAGUGGUCCACUCUCGAGUGCACCAUUAGCUUUUAAUGUGCCCAGCAGGAAUGUGUACUUGUAAUGAAUACCACUUGAUUACGUUUUUUAUUAAAGGGUCUCUAAACCACUGGUGACCUUCUUUAAACAUGUGCAUUGCAACACUAUAGAGUGUCUUCAAUGCUUAGUGAACAUGCAGCACUAAGUCAUGCCAUUCAAGUUAUGAGUUCAAGAAACAAUCCUGUGCUCCUUUCUUAGUUCGUUCUCACACUUCGUAAAGUCAGCGUGACCUUGCACAUGACUUCAGCAGGUUAAAACUGUGUUGAUCAUGUGAUGAGGAUGUGCAGUAGCUCCAGCAUUGUGAUAGCUGACUUUAUUCUGUGAAUUGGGGAGGGCUCACCCAUUGUACGCAACUACCGUAUAUUGCCACUUAUAAGUCGACUCCCCCAACUUGCAACCCCUUCUAGGGGAAAAAAAGUUGACUCCGAACACAGCCUCAUGCUGCGGCCAUAGCUUACCAAUAAGUUUUUCAGAAGAGGGAGUGAUGUAAAGAAACAUUUAUUUGCCCGUGAAACAUUGCUUACGACUCGUCGUCGCUUGAGAGAAGGACGCAGUGACGGUCAUUGCCAUCGUGUGAGCCACUGCUGCUGCUCGCCGUCAAAACGGGUGCCGGUGGUCGUGAACCCAAUCUCGAACCGCCUCCUCAAUGGCAGGGUAUCGUCCAUACUUCGGUCCGCGAAAGGAACGGCAGGUAGCAGCUCACGCAAAGACCUUGGUCUUUUGUUUUCUCCCACACACUUUUCCAACACAUCAAACUUGCACCCUGCUUCAACGUUGCUUUCCGACUCUGCGUAGAAGAUUGCUUGCCUCUUGAAAGCAGCGCUGUACUGUUGCCGGCGUAGCGGUGGCAUCUUGGCGUCUGUUUGGCAGCGUCGCAAAUCGCGCACACCACUUCUUGCAAGUGAAGCGAAAUGCAGAAAUGGUGAACAGGUGUGAGUGCAAAAAGACGCGAAGACGCUUGUGGGCACAUGUGACUGGUCAUGUGGUUUAGUUCCCCGCGAAGUGUUGCCAGCCCACACGGCGCUGCCAGCUUUUCUGUGAAACGCCAAUGGUUUGUCAACGAAUCGUUUCUAUUGUAUGAAAACAAAACUGCAGGGCGCAUCGCAAGGUAAAUUCCUCUUUAUUCAUAGAGCAUCCUUCGCCCUCUAUCAAAGGUUUGAAAUGGUGCUUUCGAGACCGUGUUUCCCAAGCAGUUCGCAUUGAUGCUGCGUGGCGGUGAUUUUUAAACGCGCUCCGUAGUUUCGCCUCGCGUGUUUUCGCUAUAGUUUCGCGAUCGUCAUGGCAGAUCACAAAAAUGUCCUGUUCCGGAAGCGGCGUGCGCACGUUGGGAGAGAGCUGUUGCCACAACUCUGCUGCUUCUGUGGCUGAUGUUAUCGAUGCGUCGAAUAGCAGGAAAUCCGAGGACGACGACCUUUCUUCGGACCCCACAGAUAAGUCGACUUUAUGAUUCCGCGUAUAGGUCAACUCCGAUUAUAGGUCGUCACCCGAACUUUGGAAGGUCAUUUUAUGAAAAAAAACGUCGACUUAUAAUUGGCAAUACAGUAGAACCUCGUUGAUACGUUUCCGAAAAAAACGCGGAAAAUAAACGUAUGAUCCGGGAAAACGUACGAUCCGAAUCCAGUAAAAAUUGAGGUCAGCCAGCUAGUUCCGAUCCUGACCGAAAAUAACGUCGUGGUCACGUGUAUUGAAAUCCCGAGACAACCCGAAUAUUGCAAAAUCGAACUCUGAGACAACUAGCGUAAACGUAAAGAAACGCUACCGCCAUGUCAGCAGACGAAACUUUGCGCCGCAUGAGCGUCGGUUCUUUCUGCAUUGUCGCUUGGAAAUAUGGGGCUAGGUUUGCCGAAGAGCAGAAGUGAUAUUCUCGAACAUACGCAUUUGGGAUACGAUCACGUACGUUCGAAAGAUCACGCGUGACUCGCCCCGUCCGUGAAGAAAACUGCCGCCCCGCUAAAGGCUUAACAAGCUCAACUCUUCGCAGUGCACGUAACAAUCGCGGUACAACACGAUAUGCGAUAUCUUGCGAGAGUGAUAAGCGUCCCCGAAAGCGAUAGCUGUUCGCGGCUAUCGCAUACUACGUCGCACACUCGCGCUGAUCAGUUUGCGUUCUGUCUUAACUUGAGACAUGCGCUGCUAUGUUUGCCGCCACUGGUAAUCGCACCAUCUCGCACGGCGAAACGGGCUUUAAAAGAUAACGCCCGGCGUAAUGGCAACCGAAGGUGAAGUCCCCAAGCGCCCGCACUGCGAUCUGUCGAGUCCUCACAAAGAUGGCGGCGAGCGCACAUCGUCUCGUUUUUGGCGUCUGAUAACCAGAAACCUCCUAGAUAUCUUCCAGAACAAAUCUUUUCUGUCAGCUUCUGACGACCCGCUGGUAGGCAGAACUGCCCAGCCAGAGAAAUACGAACGCCGACUGGAAUUGCGCCGGGCGGAGCAACCCAAAAACGAUUGCGCUCCGGGAGAAAAGUGUGCGGGAAAUUAUCGGCCAUAUUGGCUAGGCACAAUGGCGGCGUUGCUAUGGUUACGGGUCGCGGCGUGUUGUGCAGCGGUGGCGAUGCGGCAGCGGCAUGUGUGUUUCCGCGGCAAGCCGUUCGAAGAUUGUGACGGCCCGCGUCGCCGCGUGGGUGACAGAGAGCGGCGAUCGAGCAAUUCGGAAGAGACGCGGAGGGGACAAUUGAGCAAAUCAGAGAAAGCACGAAGGGGGGAAGGCACUGCGGAGAAGCUGCUGUCGCUGAGAGGGCCUUUUUUCGCACACCUGAAUGAGAGUUUGAGUAGAAAACGUACCAUACGACCCUAGUUUUCCGCGGUGCUGAACGUUGCUGCCGAAUAAUCGUAUUUUCCGGGAACGUAUUAACCGGAACAUAUUACACACAGCUGUAUUGGGUUAUUUUUAAUUUUCGCGAUUUCGAGCGUAGGAGCCGGGAAAUCGUAUCAAGCGGGAACGUAUCAACGAGGUUCUACUGUAUACGGUAACCCUUUUGUGAAGCUUCCACACAUCUGGUGUUGCGGAGUGGGAAAGCAUAAUAGAAACAAACAGUAGAGAAGUGUUUCUCCAGGUAGUGAUGGUGCGACCCAUAGCUCUUGCUGCACUGCACGAAAUUGGCAAGAGCACAUGGCAAGGAGGAUGGAGAGAAGCCAUGCCCAUCACGUAGUCAUUCAUAAAACCCCAUUCAUAAAACGUUGCAACUUUGAAAAUGACCUAUAAGAUUGUUGCAACUAUUGGUUUACUGUAGACUGGUACUUUUGUUAUGUGAGAAAUUUCUAAACUUAACAGUGGUUUUGGGGUCUUUUGAUACAUAUCCAUUUAACAUGUCAUACGAUCUGCUAUAAAUAAGAAAUGCUGAAGCUUUAUCAAACAUGGUGGUUUGAAGGUGUUUGCCUGUACAUAUGUCAGAACUGUGUUCUAAUUGGUGAAUGGAGCUCCGGAUAUUUAUAUCAGUUAUGCUGUCCAAGAAAGGAGCAUUUCGGAAGUGUUCAGCCUGUGUCAUCUUUUGUAAUCUUUUUUUUUUUUUUCUUAUAACCCAUUACGACCUCAUCUAGAUUUUGAGGUUAACAAAAUGUGUAUUCCCCUAGAAUUGUUCAAUAGACUUCCUCGCAUUAUUUAGCAUUAUAAGAUGUGUAUGGCCCUUGGAAACUCUCAAAGUAAUGCGAGUUCUGCAUUGGCUGGAGAACACAAGAGCUUUGGGCUUGUGAUGGUUGACUGGGGGGAGCUUCUAAUGCAGCAUGGGUGAUAACUAGCUCUAGUAUUCUUAUUCAUGGAAUGGUUUCAUUCUUAUUCUUAUGCUGAUUCUAUGCUGUAUCUUCAAGUGUAUGACCGGUACUUAGUCUGCAUCUCCGGUCACAAUUUCUUGA